GAUCACGCAUGCUCUAGGUGCAGUCUAUCUCGCAGGCGAGCGACUCUUACUAACCAAUUUUGUCCUACAAAAUGUGAUAUUUAGUGAGUCUUUGAUAUUUUCGGAGAAAGAACAAAUUAAAAUGAGAGCGUUGGUGGUGUCAGUAUGGGUCUUUAUAAAUUUAGUAUUUUUCGGCAUGUGUGGCUACAUGUACCUGCUGUGGUCCCAGUACUGGAUCUACUUGGAUAAAAGCACUGAAACUACACCGUCUACUUACGACCAACAGAUCUAUUAUUACAAUAGGGGGUAUCUACCCACCUCUAUUAAUAAAUCUCAACAAGUUCUCGAGGUAAAAUCCCGAAUUAAACAUUCGGUGAAAGAAAAUAGCAGUGUGACAUUAAUCAAAAACAGUAGGCCUAGAUUUCCAAAUUUGCAGACCAAGGAGUUUGAGCUAGACACCCGAAGAUACUCAUGUUGGAGAAACGACUCGGAAAAUGACUGUGAUAAAAAAACCGGUGAGUUUAAGGCCGAAAUUUUAAAAGAACUAAGAAGAGUGUUCACCGACGAGAGCAACAUCCUUAGGGUGGGUUUAGAAAACCCCUACAAUGUCCAAUUCGAAGGUGAACGAGGGAAUUUCAUGGACAAAACGGCUAACGAGUUAAUGUGCGAAUUGAAGAAAAUAUCAGUUAACACACUCAAGAGGAGCGAUAUUUUAAAUCAUCCAUUAAAGGAUUACAUUCCUAAAAGGAGCUUGUUCGAGAACAAAAGAUUUAACAGUUGUGCAAUAAUAGCAAGUGCUGGAAGCUUAAAAGGAUCAAAUUUGGGACCAUAUAUUAACUCUUACGACUUGGUUUUGAGAUUUAAUCAUGCUCCAACGAGGGGUUUUGAAGAAGACGUAGGAUCUAAAACUACAAUAAGAAUAUUAAACUCCCAAGUUGUAACCAAGCCCGAAUUUAAAUUUCUGACUUCGUCCCUUUACAAGAACGUAACCAUCGUGGCAUGGGAUCCCAGCAAUUAUACAUCUAAUAUCGAAGAUUGGCUUCAAAAGCCCGAUUUUAAUCUUUUUCCGAAUUAUAUGGAGUUUAGGAAGCGCAACAUAAAAUCUAGAUUUUUCUUAAUGAAUCCCAAAUCUUUGUGGAGUAUAUGGGACUUUAUACAAAAGAAUUCUCCCAGUCGUCUCAGAAGAAACCCACCUUCUUCAGGAUUUUUAGGUCUUAGCAUUCUUCUGCCUUUCUGCAACUUUGUCGAUAUGUUUGAGUAUGUGCCGUCUACAAGAGUGACUAAAAGAUGUCAUUAUUAUGAUCCAGAAGAAAAUGUAGCUUGUACAUUUGGAGUGUGGCAUCCUUUAGCUGCGGAGAAACUGCUGACGUACCACAUGAACGUUGCCGAUGACCCAACUGUGUUCCAAAGAGGUUUCGUCCGAAUUCCCGGUUUUAAAAAUUUGAAGUGCUAGAGUGAUAUUAAUAUCAAUUUAUUUGAGUAACUAUUUAAAUAGUUUAUUAGAUCUGUAAUGUAAUUUUAAUUAUAUUUUUGGGUUGUACUUCGGUUGUCCAUGAGUCUCAAUUUGUAGAAUAAUUGAUUGAUCACACAUAUUGUGUAAAAAGUAUCAAAAAUAAAGAAGAUAAAAUUUU
This is a messenger RNA of Aethina tumida (small hive beetle), 1610 nucleotides long. It is a transcript of the gene SiaT, whose product is annotated as beta-galactoside alpha-2,6-sialyltransferase 1. Gene Ontology annotation, molecular function: sialyltransferase activity. NCBI's taxonomy places the organism in Eukaryota, Metazoa, Arthropoda, Insecta, Coleoptera, Nitidulidae. The record is from RefSeq and is a predicted model, not a curated record. The transcript is spliced from 5 exons. Bases 122 to 1432 code for a protein of 436 amino acids.